Messenger RNA from Triticum aestivum (bread wheat), 3433 nucleotides. RefSeq names its product brassinosteroid LRR receptor kinase BRI1-like. The record is from RefSeq and is a predicted model, not a curated record. Lineage: Eukaryota; Viridiplantae; Streptophyta; Magnoliopsida; Poales; Poaceae. Gene Ontology annotation, biological process: protein phosphorylation. The coding region runs from base 119 to 3367 and encodes 1082 amino acids. The transcript has 2 exons. Gene Ontology annotation, molecular function: ATP binding; receptor serine/threonine kinase binding; protein kinase activity.
UCAUACCUACUAGCACUGCUUGCUACAAGUGUUCACUCAGUGCAGCUCAUCCAGUCCAGAAACCCAAAAGAGCUGCUUUAAACAUUCUCAUAGCUGAGCACUGGGCGUCGGCGCCACCAUGGGUACUGCUCUGUGCCUGGCACUGGCGGUGCUGCUACUGCUGCUUGUCAAUGAUCCGGUGUUGGUGGCCGCCGACGACGGCGUCGACGAGCAGCUGCUGGAGCGGUUCAAGGCGGCGGUACGGAACCACGGGGAGCUGGGGGGGUGGACCCGUGGCGACGGCGCGUGCAGUUUCCCUGGUGCCGCGUGCGUCAGGGGAGGGAAGAGGCUCGUGUCGCUGUCCCUCUCGGGUGUCCCACUUGACGUCGAUUUCCAUACCGUCGCCGGCACACUGCUGCGGCUGGGUGGUCUCGAGGUCCUCAGAUUGCGAGGCGCCAACAUCAGCGGCUCGCUCGCAAGUGGCAGCGGCCCCGGAGGGUGGUGGUGCAGCCAGAGGCUGGCACAGCUGGACCUGUCCGGGAACGGCAUGCUGGGUGGAUCCGUCGCCGACGUCCGCGCGCUCGCUGGCGCGUGCGACGGGCUGAGGGAGCUGAACCUUUCGGGUAACGCACUCGUUGGCGGUGGCAACGCGAAGGGAGGUGGCGGGGACAUUUUUGCCCGCCUGGAUGUUCUAGACCUGUCGGACAACAACAUCACCGGCGACGGUGAUCUCAGCUGGAUGGGGGGAGUCCGCCGGCUGAACCUUGCCUGGAACUCGAUCUCCGGGCCACUCCAGGUCCCGGCGUUCACCAACUGCUCCAGGAUGGAGUCACUUGAUCUAUCCGGAAAUUUAAUCUCCGGCGAGGUGCUGCCCGGGGUCUUGUCCGGCUGCACUGCUCUUGUUUCGCUCAACCUCUCCAGCAACCACUUGAAGGGCGCUUUUCCGCCGGACAUCACGCUGCUCGCGUCGCUCUCCUACCUCAACCUGUCGAACAACAACUUCUCUGGUGAGCUCCCUGGCGACGAACUCGCUGAGCUCCCACGGCUCUCGUGGCUCACUCUAUCACUCAACCACUUCCAUGGCUCCAUGCCUGACUCUCUAGGUCGGCUUGCCAAUCUGAGGAUGCUGGACUUCAGCUCGAACGAGCUCUCCGGCGCUAUACCAUCCUCACUCUGCCCCAACACCGGCUCCAAGUCCAAGCUCGAGGUGCUCUACCUGCAGAACAACUACUUUACCGGCGGCAUCCCGGCGACGAUCUCCAACUGUGAAAGCCUCGAGUCUUUAGACCUCAGUCUCAACUACAUCAAUGGCUCCAUCCCCACAUCCGUCGGCAGCCUUGCUCGUCUCCGUGACCUCAUCCUGUGGGAGAACAAAUUGGAGGGUGAGAUUCCAGUGUCGCUCGGUGGUGCUCUCGGACUCGAGCACCUCAUCCUCGAGUACAACACGCUCACUGGCAGCAUCCCGUCGGAAUUGAUGAACUGCAGGAAUCUGAAAUGGAUAGCGCUCGGGAGCAACCGGCUCUCUGGGUCGGUGCCGGCUUGGCUGGGGCGGCUAGACAACCUUGCAAUCUUGAAGCUCAACAACAACUCCUUCUCAGGGCGUAUACCGCCGGAGCUAGGAGACUGCAAGAGUUUAAUUUGGCUCGAUCUGAACGACAACCAGCUAAGCGGAUCGAUACCACCGGAGCUGGCGAGGCAGUCCGGGAAGGUGGCUAUCGGCUUCAUGAUAGUGCGGCCACAUAUAUACUUGCGCAACGACGAGCAGAGCAGCAAAUGUCGCGGCGCGGGGAGCCUGCUUGAGAUCGGCGGCGUCCGUUUGGAGCAACUAAACCGGAUGGCUAGCAAGAAUACGUGCAACUUCACACGGGUAUACAUCCUGGAUAGCGGAGAGCAUACUUUGAAAAGCAAUGGCUCCAUUAUAUUCUUGGACCUGUCCUUUAACAAGCUUGACUCCGAGAUCCCCAAGGAACUUGGUAAGAUGAACUAUCUAGCGAUCAUGAAUCUUCGGCAAAAUCGACUUUCUGGUGCCAUCCCAGCAGAGCUUGCAGGUUCCAAGAAUUUAGGUAUGCUUGACCUGUCACACAACAAGUUGGAAGGCCCAAUCCCCAGUUCAUUUUCUUUGCUAUCAUUGUCGGAGAUUGAUCUAUCAUACAAUAGGCUGAAUGGACCAAUACCGGAGAUGGGAUCCCUUGCCACUUUCCCGGAGAGCCAAUAUGCAAACAACUCUGGCUUGUGCGGCUUCCCUCUGCCUCCAUGCCAACCAUUUUUGAAACCCCAAGGUAGUGCUUCAGUAGUAAGUACCACUUCCAGUAAUAAGUACAACCUUCUAAUAAUCCUACUCUCAGCUGUCACGCUAGCUUUUGUCAUUAUUGUAAUUUUAUUGUACUGCAUAUCGUGGAGAAAUAAAGUCAACAACGGCAAGACCAAAUCUUCCAAUGACCUGACAGCUCCAGCAAGCCAUCAGUUAGUCUCACACCUAGAGCUUGUUCGUGCCACUGGUAAUUUCAGUGAAGAUUACAUGUUGGGAUAUGGAGGCCACGGAAAGGUAUUCAAGGGACAACUGAGCGAUGGUUUGACGGUUGCAAUAAAGGUUCUUGACAUGCGGUCCACGUGUGCCAUUAGAAGCUUCGAGGCCGAGUGUCGUGUGCUCCGCAUGGCGCGGCAUCGCAACUUGAUACGGAUAAUCACCACAUGUUCUAACAUGAAUUUCAGAGCGUUGGUGCUACAAUACAUGCCAAAUGGCAAUUUAGAGACAUUGCUUCACUGCUCACAACAGGGCGAAACACAAUUCGGGUUCCGUGAGAGACUGUGCGUUAUGCUUGAGGUGUCAAUGGCAAUGGAAUAUCUACACCAUGGUUACCAGGAAAUCGUCUUGCACUGCGACUUGAAGCCAAGCAAUGUGUUAUUUGACGAGGACAUGAUGGCGCAUGUGGCAGAUUUUGGCAUUGCAAGACUACUACAAGCUGAUGAUAACUCUGUGUUCUCCAUUAACAUGCAUGGCACUAUUGGGUACAUGUCACCAGAGUAUGGGUCAUACGGAAAAGCUUCACGAAAGAGCGAUGUGUUCAGCUACGGAAUCAUGCUCCUUGAAGUCUUUACUGGCAAGAGGCCAACGGAUGCUAUAUUUGUUGGAGAACUGAGCCUUAGACGAUGGGUUCAUCAAUUGUUUCAGGCAGACCAACUUGUCCAUGCCAUAGAUAGACGGGUACUGCAAUGCCUUGACAUGGACAUUAGCUUUCUUGUGCCAAUACUAGAGGUUGGUUUGCUCUGCUCCAGUGACUCACCUGAAGAUAGGAUAACUAUGAGCGAUGUAGUCUUAAGGCUGAAGAACGUCAAAACAGAGUACACCAAACAUAUAUCGUCUACAUUAGGAAGUGUGUCACAAUGAUUGGUCAACCUUGCUUCGUGGCUGCAUGAGGAACUGUUUCGGAGAAAGAAAAAGGACAGAGCAAUA